AUUGCGGCCCGCCGUCGUGGGUCGUGGAGUGCGCCUGUCCGUCUCGAUUCCACCUUGCGCAGCGUGGCAGCCAGCAGCAGUCGAUCGCGAUCGGUGCUGCUAGCGCCGUGUGACUACAACUAGAGUGAGCCAGGUGCACGGACGCGCGGUGAAUUCUCCUCGAAAACACAUCACAUCCGUGAAACAUGGCGCGCCCGCCACCGCCAACAUUAUAUUGCGAGUGCGAUAAGUGAGACAGUGAGACGAUGCGGUUGUGAUAUGCACGAGGACGGAUGACUAGCAGCAGGCAGCAGCAGCGCCCGCAGUUCUAGCGUGUGAUGUGCUGUUAUCGCGAAAAGUGCGAGGACACUACGAUUCGGUGCGACUGGUGCAGAUAACUCUCUUUUUAUGCGGAGGAUUACCACAAGACGCUGAGCUUAACCAUGGCGACUGAUAAAAUUAAGGUUGCCGUGCGGGUUCGGCCCUUCAAUCGACGAGAAAAUGAAUUGGGGACACCCUGCGUUGUCGAAAUGGACAACCUUCAAACCAUACUCCAUCAACACACGCCCACCAUGGAGAAAAUUGACCGAAAACAACCAAAAACGUUCGCGUUUGAUCAUUGUUUCGACUCGAUCGAACCUGGCACGGAUCGUUUCGCAUCGCAGGAGAAAGUCUUCGCAAGUGUGGGCAAGGAUAUUCUUGAUAAUGCUUUCCAAGGAUAUAAUGCCUGCAUAUUUGCCUAUGGCCAAACCGGUUCUGGAAAAUCAUAUACGAUGAUGGGCGCACAGGAUAAUAAAGGGCUCAUUCCACGUUUGUGUGAUGCUUUGUUUGAAAUCAUCGCCAAGCAACAGAGUUCCGAGCUGAGCUACAAGGUGGAGGUGUCCUACAUGGAGAUCUACAACGAGAAGGUGCACGACCUCCUCGACCCGCAGACGAACAAGCAGUCGCUGAAGGUGCGCGAGCACAACGUGCUCGGCCCGUACGUUGAUGGAUUGUCGCAAUUAGCAGUGACGUCGUUUCAAGACAUCGAUAACUUGAUGGCCGAAGGCAACAAAUCGCGAACGGUUGCCGCUACCAAUAUGAACAGCGAAUCGUCGCGGUCCCAUGCUGUUUUUACGGUGAUUCUGACUCAGACCCUCACUGAUAUCAAGAGUGGAGUGAGUGGUGAGAAGCAGAGUCGCAUGUCUUUGGUAGAUUUGGCUGGGUCUGAACGAGCCGUCAAGACUGGCGCUGUUGGGGAUCGAUUAAAGGAAGGAUCCAACAUCAACAAAUCCCUGACUACUUUAGGUCUAGUCAUCUCAAAAUUAGCUGAUCAGGCGACUGGGAGCAAAAACAAAGACAAAUUCGUGCCAUACCGUGACUCGGUGCUCACCUGGCUGCUCAAAGAUAAUCUGGGUGGUAACAGCCGGACUGUUAUGGUGGCGACCAUCUCGCCAGCGGCGGAUAAUUACGAGGAAACACUGUCAACGUUGCGGUAUGCUGAUAGGGCCAAGCGUAUUGUUAAUCAUGCCGUCAUCAAUGAAGAUCCGAAUGCGAGGAUUAUCCGGGAACUGCGCCAAGAGGUCGAAGCUUUGAAGGAAAUGCUAAAACAUGCGACGGGUUCACCCGUCGGUGAGAUACAAAAAAUCGACAUCAAUAAAAAGCUCGUCGAAUCCGAAAAGCUCUACAAGGAGAUGUCGCAGACCUGGGAGGAGAAACUCGUGAAAACCGAGCGUAUUCAGAACGAACGCCAGCAGACACUCGAGAAGAUGGGUAUUAGCAUUCAGGAUUCCGGGAUUAAGGUCGAGAAGAACAAGUUCUACUUGGUCAACUUGAACGCCGACCCUUGUCUCAACGAAUUGCUCGUUUACUAUUUGAAGGAGACGACUGUUGUGGGCGCUAAAACGAAUGGCAGUGGACCCGAGCCGGACAUACAAUUAUCCGGUCUUGGAAUUCAACCAGAACAUUGCAUCAUCAAUAUUAAAGAUGGCUGCCUGUUUCUGGAACCAGUCGAAAAUGCGCGGUCUUAUAUUAACGGCUCGCAGGUCACCACAGUCACUCCGCUCAAAAAUGGCGACCGCAUUGUGUGGGGCAAUCAUCAUUUCUUCCGGGUUAAUUGUCCACGUUCAAUAUCAUCGGCGUCCGAACCACAAACGCCCGCACAAUACAUCGAUUAUAACUUUGCUCGUGAUGAGUUGAUGUUGAAUGAACUCAGCAAUGACCCUAUUCAAGCGGCAAUAUCCCGCUUGGAGCGACAACAUGAAGAGGAUAAAGAGGUUGCGCUGGAGAAACAGCGUCAGGAGUACGAACGGCAGUUGCAACAGUUACGAAGCAUAAUGUCGCCGACUACGCCAUAUCCUCCGUAUGCUUACGAUCCGUUUAAAUUCAAAACUGUCGCUUGCACUCCGACAACGCAAAUGCGAGUUGAUGAAAUGUUCAAGCGCAGUAUUGGUCAGUUGAAGACGGAUAUCCUAAAGGCGAAUGCAUUGGUACAGGAGGCGAACCGGUUGUCAGAGGAAAUGGGCAGGAAUACCAAGUUUAGCGUCACUCUGCAGAUUCCACCAGCUAAUUUGAGUCCGAACAGAAAGAAGGGCGCGUUUGUCAGCGAACCGGCGAUUCUAGUGAAACGCGUGAAAAUGGCCAGCCAGGUGUGGAGUAUGGAUAAACUGGAAAACAAACUCAUCGACAUGCGCGAGACGUACGACGAAAAGGGACUGGAUAACAAGGAACAAAUCGAUUCGAAGAUAGACCCCUUCUACGAAUCCCAAGAGAAUCACAACCUUAUCGGUGUGGCGAACAUCUUCCUCGAAUGUCUUUUCGAGGACGUCGUGCUCGACUACCACACGCCAAUCAUCAGCCAGCAGGGCGAAGUCACCGGCAGGCUGCAGGUUGAACUGACACGCGUUUCUGGCGUGUUGCCCAAAGACCGAAUGUGCGCCGCAGGAUCAGACAGCUCUUCGGAAAGCAGCACAGACGAUGACGACGAUGAUAUUAGUUCACAACAUGUGACAAUCCGUGUGAACGUUAAACAAGCAUCUGGAUUACCUCUAUCCCUGUCACAUUUUGUCUUUUGUCAGUACACCUUUUGGGGACAUCCCGAAUAUACGGUAAUCCCACCGAAAGUGGACAUUCCCGAACACAUUUUGGUUAGUCAAAAAGACUCCUUGAAAUUCAAUCAUGAAAAGGAGUUUACCGUUCACAUCAACGAAGAGUUCUUGGAGCAUUGCUCUGAAGGUGCGUUGUCUAUCGAGGUGUGGGGACAUCGGAGCGCAGGUUUUUCAAGGACUAAACCUGGCUGGGAAGUGGAACAGCAGCAGUUGGCAAAAGCACGAUCGCUGGCCGAUCGUUGGGGUGAGCUAACGAGAAAAAUCGAACUAUGGGCGGAGAUUCAGGAGCUGAACGAUCAAGGAGAAUAUGCUCCUGUUGAAGUUAGCAACAAGGUAGACAUGUUGACUGGAGGUGUCUACCAACUUCGACAAGGUCAACAGAGACGAAUUCAAGUCAGGGUUAGACCUGUCCAAAACUCUGGCACGCUACCGAUUAUCUGCCAGUCUAUUGUAAAGAUUGAAGUCGGCGGAGUAUUGGUGCGGAACAGAUUACAGAAAGCUUUGGAUUCCUAUCAGGAGGAAGACCUGACGGUCCUGAGGGAAAAGUGGAGUGAAGCUUUAAUGAGGCGCAGGCAAUAUUUGGAUCAGCAGAUUAAAAAGUUAAUCGAUAAGUCGGAUAAAACCGAGCAGGAUAUUGAAAGAGAACAGAGUUUAGUAGAUCAGUGGGUGAAUUUAACUGAGGAGCGGAAUGCGGUGCUCGUUCCCAAUCCAGGUUCGGGUAUACCAGGUGCCCCCGCUGUUUGGGAUCCUCCUCAUGGAAUGGAACCUUAUGUUCCUGUACUUUUCCUUGAUUUAAACGCUGAUGAUUUAUCUACUCAUCAAUCCGGCGAUGAAGUAUCAAUCAGCGGCGGAAAUUCAAUCCUGCCCAAGGAGAUUGGCAAUAAAUUCUAUCCCCUUCAUAUUCUGCAACAUUUGGAGAAAGAUGUGUGCGCUGUGGCGUCCUGGGACUCGUCUAUUCACGAUAGUAUUCAUUUGAAUAAGAUUACAGAUCCUAACACUAGAGUGUACUUAAUUCUAAGGACAACUGUAAGGCUUUCUCAUCCUGCUCCGAUGAACUUGGUCCUCCGAAAACGCCUCGCUCUAAACAUUUACAAACGACAAAGUUUGACAGAUCGUAUUAAACGGCGUAUUGUGCGCUCUGAUAUUAUUUGUCAGUCGGGUGUUACCUACGAGGUGGUGUCCAAUAUUCCAAAAGCUAGUGAGGAACUUGAAGAUCGCGAAUCCUUAGCGCAACUUGCUGCGUCUGGUGAGGACUCUUCAUUGGUAGAUGGAGAGACAUAUAUAGAAAAAUACACAAGAGGUGUGUCUGCGGUGGAAAGCAUUCUUGCUCUGGACCGUCUUCGCCAGAGCGUCGCCGUGAAGGAACUCCUUCAAGCGAAUGGUCAACCCUUGAUGAGGAAGACCGCUUCGGUGCCAAACUUCUCUCAGGCUUUGGAGACCAAGAACGGGUUGAUGCGCCUGGAUACGAGCACGGAGUCCUUGAACAUGCUCAACAUGUCGCGCUCGGAGAGCGUCAACGAGCUGAGCGAAUUCUCCUCGAAUCCGCUGCGGUCGCGCUCCAGUUUCUCCAAGGACGACGUCCCAUCAAAACCCUUCGGAUUAGGCUCCAUUUUGUCAGCUCGACCGACUUUCCUCAAUCUCAGCUUGAAUUUGAAUGCGCUGCGAUUGAAUCAACCAACUGGAGUUACAAAAUUCUCGCCUGCCAAUCCUAAAAUGACGUUGAGAAUGACUACGCUUCAUGAAGAGUUACCAAUGCAACGGAAGCACUCGCUAGACUUGAUUGUCGAUGCAGAAACCGAAGAAGAAAAGGAGGAUUACGAGGGAUCAGAUGCCAAAUCGGAUUUUUACAAUAAGACCAAAUCCGCCAAUCAUCGACGAAGAACGAUGCCGACGUCGCGUACUUUGGAUUCUUUGGUAGAGUACGCGCCUAAGACGAGCACCCCGUCGGCGAAUUCAAGCGGCUAUGGGUCCCAGGCCGUCUCUUCGACCAACCUCACUAGCGAGGACUCAAUGUCAUGUCGUAGCAUUAGUGUAGACGACACGCCAGACAUGGAUUUACGGCCUACGACUGCCGAAAGUCGAUUGGAACCCACUGAAGAAGAACUUACUAACACAAUGGAAGAAAACUUGAAAAUCAUAUCCGAAGAAGUUAAGUCGGAUCCAAUGACCGAAAUAAAUGGUUGGUGUGAGAAGACCGAGUCGGAUUCUCCGUCUGAGAGCGGUAUUGUGAAGACAAACAUGUCACCAGGGAAAGUCGUGCGGCGCAAGAAAACGAGUGCUAAGAACGCGCCACAACGCGCUUCCUUCCCCCAGAGUCGUAUAACGUCCACGGAAGUUAAGCCGCAAGGUGAACUAAUCAAUAGGUUGAUGACCCAUGAAGAUGGCACUGAUAGUUCUACUGAUAAACUAGAAGAUGACAGUGAUAAUAAUUUUGGUUCCCGUCCUGAUCUCAAUAAAUUAGCCGACGUACCUGUACCUGACUGGGUCGUACUGGGUGAGAGCGUCCUAAUUCGUCCUUACAACUCGUCCGGCGUCGUCGCCUUCAUUGGCCCGACGGAAUUCUCCAGCGGAACGUGGAUUGGUGUGGAACUUGAUGCACCGAAAGGUAAAAAUGAUGGAACGGUGCAAGGUGUGAGAUACUUCACCUGCCGUCCGAAGCACGGUCUGUUCACCAGAGCUGACAAGCUUAUCCUGGAUCGGCGUGGCCGUGCGAUGCGUCAGUACAAGGCGCAGGACGCACUCAACGCAUCAAAUCAUGCUCGAUGCGGCGGUGCCGCUUCCGCGAAAGGUGAUAUCUUAUCGCGCAUGCCGCGCUCAAGAUCGCGCGGCGAAGGGUUGCUCACGGGCGGCCAUUGUGCACACCGAAAACCGAAAUGCAGUCCUAACUAACACUAGUCCCCUCCAUUGACGAAACCACCCUGAUAACCAUUUGAAUUUAACGUUUUAACAAUUUUACCAUUUUGUGAAGAUGAUGCGAACGGAGUAAUUUAGGUACGAGUAGUUGGAACAAGCGUAGUUGUCGCCGUCCUCGAAACGCGUCAAAAGAACCUCCCGAAUUUACCACAAUAUUCUUGAUGUCCAAAAGCGAAGAUGAAGAACUUUAGGGAUUACAAAAGGGAAACUUCUAGCAACAUACAACUAGUUUACCAUUAGAACUAGUUUACAAGUUCGACUUCUAUUCAUUAAUUAUACAAUCCCACACUGUUUUAUAAUAAUUAUCGUAGUUUAAGAGAUUGAUGAGGGAAUCCAGAAACUGGUUGGGUGUUUUUGUGAACCGAUUGGGCUUACUCUAAUCUUUAAGAACUUUAUGAUAAUUAUGGAUUCGCAAUUCCCAAUUUCCGGGCACUAAACAGCGAUUAUUGAUACAUUCCUAUGCGCAUUUUGACGAUACGUUUAAAUUAGUUGCAUUUUUGAAUAUUUCAUCCCUUAACCAUGGCAUGUUGGACUUUGGCGGAUCGAGGAGAUUUUAUAAAGAAAAUGUAUAUAUGUUCUGUGAUACUCGUUUAGUUUCGGUUACAUUGUACAUGCGUUUGAUGAGUUGUCAAACAUAUUUUAACGUUGGAUGUGAAGGUUUUGAAUUUUUUAAUGCGUUAUUUUUGGUUUGAGCGAAAUACAAGCAAAUUGGGUCAUAUUUUUAUAUACAAAAUAUUAAAGAUACCUAUAACAGAAAAGUGCUGUCUGUUGCUGAUGCGUUGCUACUAAGAUAAUUCAACUCCUUUAAUAUCUUUACGACGAUGUAAUAAAGUAAAAUGUACAAGCAAUAAGUGUAUAGUUUGCUUGAAACUUACGAAUUGUUUUACUGCAUCAGUAAUUGAGCGCACCUGCACUUAUAUAAAUGCAAUCACUGGCGAUGAUUCUGAAGAAACUAAAAACCGAAACCAAAUAGCUCAAUAAUUAACACAGAUUAGUGGCUUUUGACUUGUGAACUAUUGCACAAAACACCAAAAAAUGUUAAAAUUAUUCAACUUCUGCUACCAUAGUAACUUUGCUUCCUUUUUAUUUCUCUGUGUAACGUAGCAUCGGCGAGCUAGUGUCACCGCUUUAGUUGUCUGAAUAACGACUAGAAUAUUAAAGAUAAUCCAAAAUGUUACCUGUGCUAAAUCACCACUAAGCAUAUUAAUAUAAAGAUAAGCUAGGAAAAUUAUUGACGCCGAUACGCACGUUGAUGAUGAUGAAGCAAAUGAAACAAAACAAACGCCAAAACAUUCCCAAAAGUUUCCGUCUACUAAUCAAUAAAUAAUUAAACAAGAAAACGUUAUAUUUAAUACCGAGCGAGGCAUGCUGAUUGCAAAUGAUGACAAUGUUUAAUUGCCAAAAAGUAAGAGAAAAAAAAACAACCAACAAAACCGAGUUUGUAAAUAGUUUGUGUAGUGAUUUCUUCAGGUAUAUAAACUUAAACGCCCGUAAAGUAAUGAAACAAGACAUAUUUUAUUAAUAAGCAAUUUUAAAUUCUAGGAUGAUGUGUAUAAUUUCGUCUGCUAGUCUGUCAGUAAACGAUCGCAAUCGUCCUUGCUCAGAACCGAACGCAGAACCAAAAUCAACCAAUGCUAGCAAAUUAUAAACAAUAUGUAGGAGAUGUAGGUAAUAUGUAUUGGCCCUCUGAAUUUUUGUUUGUAGGAGGCACACAAAAACCAAAUAACGAGAAUUAAUAUGAAACAAGUCAAGCAAAAUGUCCAACAAAUGAUUAAUGAUUUCUGUCCAACUAUUGAAUAACUGAGGAAAGAUUUAAUCAAUUGUAGCGAGUAAGUGAUUGUAUAGUUAGCACACUGAUUAAAAUGAACACACAACAGCCAGAAGCGAUUAUAUAUUGUUAGCCACGUUUAUAAUUAUGUUUUUAUAUCAAUGUAUGUAUGUAACGAUUGUAUGUAUAUGUAAAUGUUAAUUUGAAAUAGUUGAUUUUAUUUAUUUGUAAUCAUGCUUUACAUGAGACGGUGAGACAAAACGGUUUAUGUGAACAUAUUCAGGACAAUUGAACAUUUGGCGAUCCUUAUUGUACAUAUAUGCAAAACUAAAAAGUAAAUAAAGUUAUAAUAAAUUAAUGAAACUAA
Messenger RNA from Dalotia coriaria, 8113 nucleotides. RefSeq names its product Kinesin heavy chain 73 (gene Khc-73). Gene Ontology annotation, biological process: microtubule-based movement. Lineage: Eukaryota; Metazoa; Arthropoda; Insecta; Coleoptera; Staphylinidae. The coding region runs from base 423 to 5954 and encodes 1843 amino acids. The transcript is spliced from 24 exons. Gene Ontology annotation, molecular function: microtubule binding; ATP binding; microtubule motor activity. The record is from RefSeq and is a predicted model, not a curated record.